AUGGCAGAAUUCAUUGCGUACGGGCUGUACUCGGACCGGCCGUCGAAGCUCGUCUCGCGCGCAAAAUCUUCAAAUGCCCUCGCCGAGAUGGCUGCCGCCGUUGCCCAGGGCCCUUCUGUCCGUCGCCCCAAGGACAGAGACCGAGACAGAGACAGAGACAGAGACAGGUCGGAGAACUCGCUGUCGACGCUGCGUGACCCUCGAGUAGCCAGCACAUCGGACCUCUCUCGUACCAGAUCGGCGUCGACGGCCUCACACCACCCGGACCUCAGCAACGAGGUAGCCAAUCUCAGUGAUAAGCUGAUCCAGGCCAUCAACCACCAGACCCUGCUCGAUGACAGCCUCGCAGUCGCCCGUCAGGAGCUCGAGGAGGAGCGGAAGCGCCGGAGUACCGUUGAGAAGGAGAAGAAGGGGAUUGAGACCGAGCUCGAGACUCUCACUGCUGCCUUGUUCGAGGAAGCCAAUAAGAUGGUAGCGGCGGCGAAGAAGGAGAGAGAAGCGGUGGAACGGAAGAACGAACAGCUACGAGCCCAGAUCAAGGACACAGAGCUCCUGCUGGCCUCGCACCAGGAACAGCUGGCCGAGCUCAAGUCCGUCAUCGAGCAGAUGAACAGCAGACACGACGACCAAGACACAGCUACCACCGCGACCUCCAUCAGCUCUCCCUCAGAUCCCUUCCCUGACCAAUCCACAACAAACGGUGGCAACAAUGGCAACAACAGUAAUAUCAACCGUCUCUUCGAAGCCAUGAACCUGUCUCCAGUAACGCCGGGCUCGGAUGACAUCCCUCCUGCUCCCCCAACAAGCUUCUCUCACCUGCUCAAACCCGUCUGUCGAACAGAUAUCCUCGCCUUCGAGGACUUCAACACUCUCCUGCAGCUCUCUCGCUCAAGGCCGCCCAGUCGUGUAGGCAGUGGCUCCUACAGCGGGCUCAACGUCAUGAACCUGGCCAACCUGACCUCUUCCCGUCCAAAGUCGACCACCCACACUCCCACAAACUCCCAGGACAACCACAAUAACAACAGCAACCACCAUAGUAAUAACCAUGUCAAUGCUGGUAGUCCAGCAGGAGCUAGUUCUUCGGUUGCCUCUUCUCCCUCCCCGUCUCACGGCGGCAUCUCUUCCUCCCCUCGAGAAAACAUCACCUCCUCCAUGCAGCUCAAGGAAACCCGCUUCUACAAACGCAUCCUCGCCGAAGACAUCGAACCCACUCUCCGUCUCGACAUGGCUCCCGGCAUAUCAUGGCUCACCCGCCGCUCCGUUAUGAGUAGUCUCGUCGAAGGCGAACUCAUCAUCGAACCUAUCCCGUCCACCACAGCCACCAACUCCGCUACAGACAUGCCCUCUCCUCCCUCAACCCCUUCAAGCAUGUCCAGUACUUCUACCCCUUGUGCUCUCUGCGGCGAUAGACGGUUAUCAGUGAACCCUCGCACCCACCGAUUUCGUACCUCGAGCUCGGACUCGGCUCCAAAACAUGCUCUCUGCUUACUAUGCCUGGAGAAGAUGCGUGCCUGCUGUGAGUUCGUGGGUUACCUGAGAUUGGUUGUUGAUGGCCAUGUUCGCACCAGUGGAGAAGGGGAUGCUGAAGUUAAGGAGCGUGAGAGAGAAGCCUGGGAGGAGACCGUGCGAUUGAGAGAGAGGAUCUUCUGGGCCAGAAUCGGUGGUGGUGUUAUUCCCGCUUUUCUUGCCGGUAGGAAACCGGAGGACGAGAACAAUAACGAAAAGGUCGGGCAGCUUGAUGAUGGAACAGUCAUCAUCAAGGACAUCACCGUUAAUACUUCUCCGGUCGAAACUAGAGCAAUAACUGUAUCAACACCGACAAAGGCAGAGGCAGAGAAGGAGAAGGAGGAACACUUGCCGUCUAGUCCCACUCCAACGCCCACUCCGGUACCUGCAGCAGCAGAACCCGCUGCAGAACAGGCCCCAACGGCACCAACAGAUGCUCCGUCCACCUCUACCCUGUCACCAUCAACCACGGCAGCACCAGCACCGCCAACAAGCUCACGCGGCAUCUCUCUCUCUCCAUCUCGGUACAGAUCUCGCUCUCCAUCUCCUUCACCAGCUCCAUCUUCAAUCACAUCACCCACAAACACGCCCACGCCUCCAAAGGUCCUACGUCGUCUCAAAUCUGUACCACCAGCAGCUCCAACUCCUGCAUCCUCAUCAACCGUGACUUCACCAGAUACUCCCAAAUUCCCCAAAGUCAUGUCCGUCUCUCUCCGCGCAAGCCUGACUGCCGCCAACAACGGCACCAACGCCCCGUCUACGCCCACAUCUACAUCCACAUCUACACCCGGCCCGGCACCAGGAGAAGGCAAGCUGAAGGUGAAGAUUCCCGCUGCUUUCUUGCAUGAUAAAUAA
Molecule: messenger RNA, 2361 nt
Organism: Nannizzia gypsea CBS 118893
Lineage: Eukaryota; Fungi; Ascomycota; Eurotiomycetes; Onygenales; Arthrodermataceae
Exons: 3
Coding region: 1-2361 (786 amino acids)
Biological process (GO): exocytosis
Cellular component (GO): Golgi to plasma membrane transport vesicle; cell tip
Molecular function (GO): guanyl-nucleotide exchange factor activity
Source: RefSeq, a predicted model, not a curated record